Molecule: messenger RNA, 2517 nt
Organism: Syngnathus acus (greater pipefish)
Lineage: Eukaryota; Metazoa; Chordata; Actinopteri; Syngnathiformes; Syngnathidae
Gene: dnm1l
Product: dynamin 1-like
Exons: 19
Coding region: 121-2247 (708 amino acids)
Biological process (GO): mitochondrial fragmentation involved in apoptotic process; mitochondrial fission
Cellular component (GO): membrane; cytoplasm; mitochondrion
Molecular function (GO): GTPase activity; microtubule binding; GTP binding
Source: RefSeq, a predicted model, not a curated record
GCGCCGCAAAGUAAAAGAGAUGUCAAUUGCUAGCUUAGCCAGCCGCGGGACAUUGAAUGACUUUGUGAAGAACCCAGAAGUCUCCCGUUGUUCGACAGGUCCGGAUCAAUUUCGGAGCUCAUGGAGGCCCUCAUACCUGUCAUCAACAAGCUGCAGGAUGUUUUUAACACGGUGGGCGCCGACAUCAUGCAGCUGCCGCAAAUAGUUGUGGUUGGUACUCAGAGCAGUGGCAAGAGUUCUGUUUUAGAGAGCCUUGUCGGCAGGGAUGUACUACCGCGCGGCACUGGCAUCGUGACUCGUCGGCCGCUCAUCUUCCAGCUCGUCCACAUCGAUUCCGAAGACCGCCGGAAGACCAAUGAAGAGAAUGAAUUCAAGAAAAAUGGGCGCUUAUACAGAGGCAUCGAUGGCGAGGAAUGGGGAAAAUUCUUGCACACCAAAAACAAGGUCUACACUAAUUUUGAGGAGAUACGUCACGAAAUCGAAGCAGAAACAGAAAGAAUAUCAGGCAUAAACAAGGGUAUCAGUGAUGAACCCAUUCACCUCAAAGUCUUCUCGCCCUAUGUUGUCAAUCUUACACUGGUCGACCUGCCUGGCAUUACCAAGGUGCCGGUGGGAGACCAGCCCAAAGACAUUGAGAUUCAGAUCCGUGAACUGAUCGUGAAGUACAUCUCCAACCCCAACUCUAUCAUCCUGGCCGUGACUGCCGCCAACACAGACAUGGCGACGUCCGAGGCCCUCAAAGUGGCCCGCGAAGUUGAUCCUGAUGGCAGGAGGACGCUAGCGGUGGUCACCAAGUUGGAUCUGAUGGACGCUGGAACAGACGCCAUGGAUAUCCUGAUGGGGCGAGUCAUUCCGGUCAAACUCGGCAUUAUUGGAGUCGUCAACAGGAGUCAGCUGGAUAUCAAUCAGAAGAAAUCAGUGGCAGAUGCUAUUCGUGAUGAGUACGCUUUUCUACAAAAGAAGUACCCCUCCCUUGCAAACAGAAGCGGAACCAAAUAUCUGGCCAGGACACUGAAUAGAUUGCUCAUGCACCACAUCCGAGAUUGCCUCCCGGAGCUUAAAACCAGGAUCAACGUGCUGGCGGCGCAGUACCAGUCGCUGCUCAACAGUUACGGCGAGCCUGUGGAGGACCAGAGCGCCACCUUGCUGCAGCUCAUCACCAAGUUUGCCGCCGAGUACUGCCACACCAUCGAGGGCACAGCCAAGUACAUCGAGACGGCUGAACUCUGUGGCGGGGCGAGAAUCUGUUAUAUAUUCCACGAGACAUUCGGUCGCACGUUGGAGUCUGUCGAUCCCCUGGGUGGUCUGACGACCAUCGACGUACUCACGGCGAUCCGUAAUGCAACGGGGCCCAGGCCUGCUUUGUUUGUUCCUGAGGUUUCCUUCGAGUUGCUGGUCAAGAGACAAGUGAAACGUCUGGAGGAACCUAGUCUGCGCUGCGUGGAGCUGGUUCACGAGGAGAUGCAGAGGAUCAUCCAACAUUGCAGCAACUACAGCACACAGGAGUUACUGCGAUUCCCAAAACUUCACGACGCCAUCGUGGAAGUGGUCACUUCCCUGUUGAGAAAGAGACUACCGGUCACCAAUGACAUGGUUCACAAUCUGGUUGCGAUCGAGUUGGCGUAUAUCAACACCAAGCAUCCCGACUUUGCCGAUGCCUGCGGCCUCAUGAAUCAUAACAUUGAGGAGCAAAGACGCAUAAGAAUGAGGGAUCUACCGUCCGCCGUUCCCAGAGACAAGGCAGCAGCGGGUGGCGCUCAGGGUGCGUCUUCUGGGGAUCAGACAGAUAGCGGCGGGACGGGGAACUGGAGAGGGAUGCUUAAAAGAGGGGAGGACAGUGCAUCCUGUGACAGGACAAUGCCCCAGAAUGCCCUCCCCGCCAGCCCACAGAAGGGCCAUGCUAUUAAUUUGCUCGAUGUGCCCGUACCAGUGUCCAGGAAGUUGUCCGCUCGGGAACAGAGAGACUGUGAGGUCAUCGAGAGGCUCAUCAAGUCCUAUUUUCUUAUCGUGCGGAAAAACAUCCAGGACAGCGUUCCCAAAGCGGUGAUGCACUUCUUAGUCAACCACGUGAAAGACUGCCUGCAGAGCGAGCUGGUGGGUCAGUUGUAUAAGUCGGUACUGUUGGAUGACCUGCUGACGGAAUCGGAGGACAUGGCGCAGCGACGCAACGAGGCGGCGGACAUGCUCAAGGCCCUCCAGAAAGCCAGCCAGGUGAUUGCAGAGAUCAGAGAAACGCACUUAUGGUGAGAGAAGCCGCUCUCCUUCAGGCUCCUCCCCUUUCUCAAUUCACAUGGAUGGUACGCGGGUCCACAUAGUGACCCGCAGUUCUCAAAAUGCGAAACAGUGUAUAAGAAAUGCUAGUUUUGAAUGUACAGUCUGGAUAACGAGGAAUCUCUCGACCCCUCGACUAGGAGUAAUCUAUUUUUCUUAUAAACCAAACUAUCGACAGGGAUGAUGUUAUUGUCCGUUAUUUUGUGUCGAAUAUUAUUAAAGAUAGACAUGACCCAAAAUAAAAAA